Molecule: messenger RNA, 1113 nt
Organism: Stylonychia lemnae
Lineage: Eukaryota; Ciliophora; Spirotrichea; Sporadotrichida; Oxytrichidae
Source: the annotation of a GenBank genome assembly
AUGACAAAAACUGCAGCAUUAAGCUCAAAUGAGUCUACAUUUAAGCUUAAAAAGUCAGAAACAUCAAACACUUUCUUUGUAGCAGGGUUGAAGACUGGUCAGAUAUAUAAGUAAACAUCAAUCACAAUUGAUCUCGAGAAAUCUUAAACCAAUAAAUAUCAACUUGCACGAACCAUCAUUUAGUACCCUAUCUUAAGCAAUAGUGAAGAUGAGAAUUAGAGUGAAAUAGAGUAUAUUCAAGGAAUUUCUAAGGCAGAAUUACUGAAACAAUGCUAAAUGAGUGAAAAGGAAUUAGAUGACAUCUUAAAUUCAUAAGAGGCUUAUGAAUUUUUCAUUAUUUAGUCUGCACCUUAGACAUAUUCAUUUCUAGAUCCCCUUUCUUUAUAUGAAUUGAUAGAUUCUUUACUUAUCUUUCUCAAUUCAAUUUCCUAAACUGAUGGAAUCAGAGCAAAGCAAAUAUAAGAGAAUAAUGAUGGAAUAAUUAAAGAUAGAUAUUUGAAAGACUCAAGAAUUAUAGAAUAUGCUUUAAACUACAUUGCAGAUCAGAAUGGCGAUGAUAGUUACAAAUUGAAUUCUCAAAAAAUUACUAAGUCAAUUGCAUUAGCAAUGCUGUAUGUUAAGGGAGAUUAUUAUCUUAACGAAUUUAUUACAGCUCUCAAACAUGCUAUUGAUUUAGCAAUGCCAUUAUAAUAAAGUUCUCUAGAUGCUGAUAUGGAUGAUGACUCUUUAAAUAAGAAAGGGAUGAGUGAUUACUCAAAUAAUCUAUUUGAGCAAUAUUGCAAUUAUGAUCUCUCAUUUUUAAAAGGAUCUGCAAUUAUUCUACCAGUACAAGAAUUAAGAAUGGUAAACAAGCAAGAUGAUGUGAUAAGAUUACUUCAUCCUUACUAUUCACAAGAGUUUGAAUUCUGUUAUAAUAGCCCAGAGAAAAGGCUAGAUGCUUUAUUCGAUAUAAAGGACAAGUGGACUUAGUAAGAACUUAGCUAGUAUUUGAAAUCUUUCAUAGACUAAAAUGUUAAUUUUGACAAUUACCUAAUUAAAAAUACUAAAAUAAUCAAGGAAAAAAACCCUUUCAACUAAACAAAAGAUAUAGCUUACUAUAUGAAGAAGUUUUGA